AUGUUCACAAAAGAACCACACUCGGUUCCUAUCUUUACCGAGGAUUGGGGUGCUGAUGAAGAGCUGCUUCUAAUUGAAGCCUGCCAAAUCUAUGGCCUCGGAAAUUGGAGUGACAUCGCCGACCACGUCGGCAACGGUCGGACGAAGGAAGAAGUCGAACGGCAUUAUCUCGACGUGUUUAUUGGCAGCGAUGAUUACCCGCUUCCUCCAAUUGAUGCUAGGAUCGAGAUCGAUCAGGACAAGUUCCAAGCCCGUAAGAAGAGAAGAAAUGCCACCGCCCAAGCCAGUAUCGUCCGCGUCGACGAUUCACGAGAUUGCCGGUUUUAUGCCUGGGAGCCUGAAAAGCUACCAGAGGAGGAUGACAUCGCAGAAGAGAAGGACGAAAAUAAUACCGCGCCCAAUCAAGACCAGGAAACGAUCCCCCCAGAUUCUACGGCCAAACGGAAGCGCGGUGUCGGGUCAAGGGCUCGCAAAACGACCCAAAGGACAGACGAGACAGCACCCACAAGGACAGAUACUGUACAAAGACAGUGUGCUGAUAAGAAUGAUGGCGAUGCAGCAGAAGCCGACGGCCGAGAUUCAAUGCCAUCAUCCUCUGUUGAUCCACUCCAAACCGUCCCCUCCCCGGACCCUAAACCAAAGAGUAAAGAGAAAGAGAAAGAAGAGCCGAAAGCCGAGGAUGAAGAUGACAAUGAAGAGGUAGAUGAAGAGCCGCCGCUCUCAGACGAGCCUGACUUGGACUUAGAACUCAAGCUCACCCUCCUAGAAAUUUACAGCGACAAGUACGAUCGGCGGUUGCAAGCCAAGGCAGUGGUCUUCGACCGGAAUCCUUUGGAGUUCAAAAAGAUUCAAGCGGCGGAGAGAAAGCUAGGCACCCCUGGUAGUUCGGGAAAGGCGUCCAAAAAGAACUCGGCUGUGCCACUGAGUCUGGCGACGAGCGGCUCGAAGCAGCUCCUCCACCCGUCCGAGCUGGCGCUAUGUUCGCGACUGCAGAUCCUACCGAGCCCGUUCCUGAUGAUCAAGGAGGCGAUGUUCCGGGAACAUGUGCGGCGAGCGGCGCUGGGACAGACGCUGGACCGAGCCGACGUUGUUGGACUCUUUCCGCUGCUUGGCCUGGUGGGGGAUGCAGAGGAGGGCCUGGAGGAGGGCGAAGAGGACGAGGGGGUGGAGCAGGUCGCGGGCAAGGGGCAUGCUGGGGUUCCCUUGAAGGAGCACAAGGUGAAGCUUAUUUGGGACUUCUUUGUCGACAACGCCCCGCUGCUGUCCGGGCUUGCACCCGAUCAACCACCAACAACAAGCCCCAAGCCAAUGUCCAAACGGACCGCACACUCCGUCCAUCCCGUCAUGAUUAAUCCGCCUCCUUCUCACUUCUCUUCCUUGUUUGCUUUCGUUUCUUCAUAA
This is a messenger RNA of Puccinia triticina, 1401 nucleotides long. RefSeq lists its product as uncharacterized. The transcript has 8 exons. NCBI's taxonomy places the organism in Eukaryota, Fungi, Basidiomycota, Pucciniomycetes, Pucciniales, Pucciniaceae. Gene Ontology annotation, biological process: regulation of transcription by RNA polymerase II; chromatin remodeling. Gene Ontology annotation, cellular component: SAGA-type complex; nucleus. Bases 1 to 1401 code for a protein of 466 amino acids. Gene Ontology annotation, molecular function: transcription coactivator activity; chromatin binding. The record is from RefSeq and is a predicted model, not a curated record.